Molecule: messenger RNA, 2451 nt
Organism: Danio rerio (zebrafish)
Lineage: Eukaryota; Metazoa; Chordata; Actinopteri; Cypriniformes; Danionidae
Source: RefSeq, a predicted model, not a curated record
CAGAAAUAAUAACAGUAGAUCGGUCGCGUUUCAGCAGCAACCGCGCGCGUCUCCAAGCGCAGUCAAAUGGCGCCUCUCCAAACAGCCCGAGCGACCAGUCCGACCAGCUGAUGUUAAUUAGAGCAUAAACCGCUUCUGUAACAUAAUCACCUCUUAAUGUGAUGUGAUUCUGUGCGCUAUGAUAUCACGAUUUAUCUGCUGCAAAUGCGGACGUACAGGAGGACAUUGCGCUCAGUUGUACGUGGAGCUGAUGUUAUUCCAGUAACGGAUUGACUGUUACAUACAUUCAUCCUAAGCGUCCCAGAUCUGCAUACCAUGAGCAGCUCUCGCUACGAACCCAGUUGGGACGUGGACCUGGCACCUCUCCUGUCCUGUAAACUGUGCCUGGGAGAGUUUCCGCUGGAACAGAUGACCACCAUCUCCCAGUGCCAGUGCAUAUUUUGCAGUCUGUGUUUGAAGCAAUAUGUUGAACUGCUCAUUAAAGAGGGCCUCGAAACGGCUAUUAGCUGUCCAGAUUCUACCUGCCCAAAACAAGGACAUUUGCUGGAGAAUGAGAUUGAGUGUAUGGUGGCUGGUGAGGUCAUGCAACAUUAUAAGAGACUCCAGUUUGAGCGAGAGGUGCUUCUGGAUCCCUGUCGAACCUGGUGCCCAUCAUCCUCAUGCCAAGCAGUGUGCCAGCUGAAUGAAGCAGAGGUGCAGCUGCCGCAGCCUGUGCAGUGCCCUGAGUGCAGUCUGCGCUUUUGCUCUGCCUGCAGGGCUGACUGUCACACUGGCCAGGCCUGUCAGGAGAUGCUGCCAAUUACCACUUUCCUGCCUGGGGAAAACGGCAGCUCCAACCUCAAGAGUCAGGAGGACGAGGCUCCGAUCAAACGCUGUCCUAAAUGUAAAGUGUACAUUGAGAGGGAUGAAGGCUGUGCUCAGAUGAUGUGCAAGAACUGCAAGCAUGCCUUCUGCUGGUACUGCCUGGAGUCACUGGACGAUGACUUUUUACUGAUCCACUAUGAUAAAGGACCAUGUCGAAACAAAUUGGGUCAUUCCAGAGCCUCCGUCAUCUGGCAUCGGACACAGGUUGUGGGGAUCUUUGCUGGCUUUGGUCUGCUGUUGUUAGUGGCCUCCCCUUUCCUCUUGCUGGCCACUCCGUUCGUGCUCUGCUGCAAAUGCAAGUGUAAACGAGGAGACGACGACCCCCUUCCUACCUAGAGCUCCAUCCCAGCUUCAGGAGGUGACGCUCAGCUUGUCUGAAAGUGGAUCAGCUGUGAUCCCGUCGCACCUGCUUCUCCUGAGCACACUUUAUACAGGGGCACUGGUGAAAAACACGGCUCAUCUGCUCGGGAGACUGUACUUCUGAAAGUUUUGACUGGCAUUGAAAGGUGUUUUGGAGGAGCGGAGGAGCUGAUUGGACGAGCCACUGGAGUUAAUCAGACAAACAAACACUACAGUUACUUUAUGACACUGUACAACUGUCUUUUUGUUACAAACUGUCUUGUAUCUUUUCCGUUCUUUAGUGUUUCUUCACUUCAUGUGUUAAGCUAUUUUCAAUGUUGUUUAUUCUGGGUUAAAACAAAAGACAUUCUACUGACUACAGUACAUGUAUGAGAGGAAUACAUUUAUUAGCAGUGCUUUUACACUUUUCUUGUAGCAUAUUCACAUAACCUCAAUAUUUCAGCCAUUUCCUUCAUCUAAUUGCAUAUGCAUGCUGGAGGCUGAGGUUGUUUGGCUUUCUGCACCUCAGUCUGCCACUAGCUUUUAUAUGCUUCCUAUAUGCUCCUACUUAGGACCGUUCUUCCAUUUAAAUCUACCCAAUUACCAGACGUAGCAGGCGUGUCACCUGAUGCCUUCUCAAAGCUUGUAGGCUUCGGUGUUGCUGAAAGAAUUCUUAUUAUUACCAUGGAAAACAACCGGUCUCAUAGCAAUCAGUUUAACACUAAGCUAUCACAAAUGGAUCAUUAUUGUAUGCUAAUGUUGUAAGCACAACGUGAAAGGUGUCAUUUAAAGAAUAAUUUUGUUGAUGUAACGCAUAUGUUGGCUUUUGUUUGUAUUUCCAACCAAUGAGGGUCUUAUUCGCAACCUGUUGAAGAUCAAGAUCCAACCUGCAUUACCAUGUGCCUGCCAAUUUAGGUCAGAGUAAUCAGGCCAGCGAGGCUUAACUUCUUACUUUUCAGGUCACUCAUGGAGUUGUAUUUAUUUAAUUAAUUUAUUUUGGGGGAGGAGUAAUACUUUAGGGAAAAUUUUGCCAAAUGUGACUAUUAAGCCCAUGCGUCUAGCAUAUUAAGAGUUGGUUGAGGACUAGGGAACACCUAGUUUUUGUUCUUGUUUCUUCAGCUAAAUAUGCCUUUCGUUUUCAUUUAUGUUUUUGUAACUUUUUUUAAGUGUUGAAACUUUUUGUAGCUAACUGUAUGUGAUGUGUAUCCACAUUUUUCACGUUUAAAUAUAUUAUUAUGUUGCAAUGUG